Messenger RNA from Diachasmimorpha longicaudata, 3427 nucleotides. RefSeq lists its product as uncharacterized. The record is from RefSeq and is a predicted model, not a curated record. Bases 1085 to 2083 code for a protein of 332 amino acids. Gene Ontology annotation, cellular component: extracellular region. Gene Ontology annotation, biological process: innate immune response; central nervous system formation. Lineage: Eukaryota; Metazoa; Arthropoda; Insecta; Hymenoptera; Braconidae. Gene Ontology annotation, molecular function: growth factor activity; Toll binding. The transcript is spliced from 6 exons.
GUCAGUAGUGUCGUUGAAUCGAUUCUGAUCGGAUCCAAUAUCCAGUUAAAUAUUCAUUCGCAUAUUUUAUCGCAUAACCCCUCAACAAUUUUAUCCGAAAAAUUAAUCACAUUUCGAAAAACGAUUGCAUCAGGUGAAGUUUAGUGUGAGUGCAUUACAAAUACCGCCGUAACAUUGUGGAUGUGGACUAAUGACGUUGAAAAAAUAAAUAUACCGCGUGCACGGAGAAAAUUAUUUGGUGAAUUUCAACGAGUGGAUAAAGUUUAACAGCCAACCGUUCAUUAACAAUUCCGUAAAUGUUCAUCAUUAUUUGUGGUCCAUAAUAUUUCAUUCCUUGCUCGACCACCAACACACGAACGCUUGGAGAACUGUUUCUAAAUGUAGAUAUGUGUUUUCCAUCUAGUGAAAAUUCAUAUUUAAAAUUAAUUGAACUUAUUGAAUGAGCAAUUCGAACUGGCUCCUUUUUAUAGACAACAGUGAAAAUUUUUUUGGCGAUAAUUCUCGUGUUUCCCUAAUAUUAAUUUUCUCACUAAAAAAAUGUCACCAAUUUCGUUAUUGACAAUUCGAAUCAACUCGAUUAGUUGUUAAUUUCCACUAACCCCAUGGCGAAAUUCAACAACUGAUUGAUAAUUCAGCAAUUAAUUAUUACCGUGUAUAGGUAGGUCAUGGAACCGUGAUUUUUUUUCCUCGUACGUAAUUGAUGAUUUGACGUCAUAUGGAACUCCCCGAGAGCUAUAUAGAAACUCAAUAAAUAUCGUGUCUAACGGAUUUAUUCAUCAAUGGUGGGUGUUCAUAUCUCCACUGGGAUUUGUUAGUAUCUGUGAGGCGUGAAUUGUGCCCGCUGUAAUAACGUACAUGCGUACAUAUAUAAAUACUUGCUUAGUUUAUCGUGUUGUGACUGUAGUGUACCGCACAACCGGUGAAUUGACAGUGUCUGGAUGAACGUGGUGCUGUACGGUAGCCUCUCGUUCUAUGGUUUUUGGAUAUUUAAACAAUCUGUGGAUGGACGUCUUGACUAAUUAGCGGCCCUUGCUCUUGGACAAAUCGCAUCUGGAACUUUUGGAUUUUAUUUUCAUCCGUGACAAUGGGGAGAACUCUGAAAGUUGCAGGAGUCCUCGUAGCUGUAUUUUUACUUUUUGUGGUGAUUCCAAGAGUCGAGUGUUAUCCCCCCAAUUCGCCGCUAUUCUACUCCCCAGAGGAUGAUGUGUCGGAGGCGUUUGGAUCGUCGGCGUCAUCCGUGGGGAUGUCCUCCCACCAGGGUAAACGUGAGGCCGGUAAACCCAUCGACACUGCGACGGCUAUAGAUGCGAAGCGAAGGGGCGACAGGUCAGGAGACGCGGAGUUUCCGGAGGAUUUUGAUGACGAAACAAUGCGACUCCUUGAAGACGCCUUCCGGACAUCUUCAGAUGACUCAGAGAAACCUGAAGACAAGUCUAACAGCAGACCCGCUGACGAAAUGCAGCUCAGACGAUAUGACAUCAAGCCCGGAAUCAGAGCCGGUACCUUGGUAUCUCACAAUAUCGGCGACAGAAUAAUAUUUCCAGAAAAUUUAGAUAUACCAAUGCCAAUGAAUAACAGGAGAGGACCAGUGUGUCGACACGGGGCAUUUUGCGAAGACACACCUUUUUAUCCGAUCGAGCAGAUCAACCGAGCCAUCAGAUCAGACACAAAUCUGAAAUAUCUACAGGUCAAGGAUGAGCUUGAGCCGAACGUUUCACUAAGGACUUCAGGGCAAGAAGAAGUACUCUGUGAAUCAAAGAGAGCAGUAGUUCUACCAAGGGCUGCCAAGAACAAGAACGACGAGUGGCGGUACAUCAUAAACACUGAGAACUUCACACAGGCAAUUGGAGUGGAAACUUGCGAGAAAGACGAUAGCCCCUGUAAACUGGUGGAUAAUUUCGCAGGAGGUUACAGGACGAUGUGCAAACAAAAUUAUAUCUAUCGUCAACUUCUGGCUGUGGGACCUAAGAAUAAAAUAGCUUUGGAGAGCUUUCCAAUACCAGCGAGCUGCUGCUGUCAUGUUCAAUUCAUUGGAGAUACUAUUCUUCGAAUGGGUACUAAUCUUCAAAAGAGCGGCUCAUAAGGGUCGAAGAACCAAAAGAUUGGAAACAAUUGAAUGCAUCGAUGGUUUAAUCGAUGAAUUAAUUGUUACGACUUUUGGACUUUUAUUAUUUUUAUCGUAUCUUCAAGUGUCAACUGCAAUGUGUACAUGCAGUGGUCUUGAUAUUGUCAGGCAAAGAACCAUGUGGGUAUAUGCCAACGCAUCUUCCGUCGUGAAAUAUCAAAUAUCAAGAACGCUGACUUGAAAGCAAAUGCUCUCUUCAAUAUUUCUGAAGAAGUUUCCCUCAAUUUAUUUUCAAUGAUUCAAUGAUUGUUCGAUAAGGCCACAGAGGAUUGAUCGUCGCCGAUGUAUAAAUAUUACGAUGCCUGAGGGCGAUGGAAUGAAGUAUCAUGGGAAUGAAGGUGAAUUCGCGACAUUGAAAAUCCAAGGAAAGACGAGAUUUUUGUUUGUAUCAAUCAACGAAAUUGUCUGUAAAAUUUAAUAUAUGAAUAUAUAUUUAUAUGAGAUCGUGUAAUAUUUGAAUUUUAUACGAUACUGUUGAAAGAGGUAAUUGUGAUAUUUUAGAUAUGAUUCAAUUCGAGAUGUAAUUAUUAUUUUCAUCAAUAAUAUAACUAAUGUAUGACUAUAAUCAAUGUCUAGAUUGAGCCGUUUCGCAGAAUUUUGUUUUACAGAUAGUUUUUGCGGACCCUUUUGUUUAAUUUAGGCAAAAAUUGAAGGAGGCGAUGCCGAAACCGCUCAACAGUCAAGAAACCUGAUUCGAUUUUCACUAGAAUGACUUAUUUUCUCCUACUGUCUCUCAUUAAAUCUGCAAACUAUCAUCGGUGUGUAGUUCUCAUGAAAGUUUUAUUUCUUUCAUUUCUUAAAGUGACAAAAACCACACCCAAGAAUUUUAAGGGCGUUACGAUGCAAUUUUAAAGAAUCCGGCUAUAAAAUUUUCCGCCGUGAUUAUAACAUUAUUUUAGCAUAAAAUUAUGACACUGUGAAAUUUUUUCUCAAAUUAUGUAGGAUUACAGGUGUUUAUCUUUUUCCCCGUCUGAUUAAUAAUUGAAGAAUAUUUUUGUGCCUACUCUCGCUCGGUUUAAGACCGACAUCACUGUGCCUGACAGCUAACGUGUACAAUUGAUUGUGGCUGGAGAAAUUAAUGCAAGUACAAAAUAAUUAGUAUAUACUCUCAUGAAAAUCUAUUUUAAGAUAUAAUUUCGCUUCAUGAGAGAAGAAUUUGAAAAUGAAAAUGGUUGUGACUUUCUAUAAAAGCCAAUGCACUGUUUGAGAUUUUAGGUGAAUCGUUCGAGUGCUGUUAACUAAUAAAUAUUCAAGUUUAUAAUUUGUACGAAAGGAGAAUAAAAUGCUCAAAUGGAAUAGAAA